Frankliniella occidentalis (western flower thrips) is the source of this 1492-nucleotide messenger RNA. RefSeq lists its product as uncharacterized. The coding region runs from base 88 to 1230 and encodes 380 amino acids. The record is from RefSeq and is a predicted model, not a curated record. Lineage: Eukaryota; Metazoa; Arthropoda; Insecta; Thysanoptera; Thripidae. The transcript is spliced from 3 exons.
GACCUCUGACAUGCUCGUCUCCUUGUUGCAGUCCACGCCCUUGGCUCCGCCGGGGUGACCACGCCGGCCACUGUGUGGUCGUACAAGAUGCCGGUGUCCGUGGCGGCGCGGCGGCCGUCCGCGCCCUCCUCGCCGUCGUCGCGCACCUCCGUGUACACCUCCUCGUACACGAGCACGACGUCGCGGUACUCGACGCUCUCCCGGUCGUCCGUGUCGUCGGCGCUCGACCUCAACCCGAGCCGCUACCUGAGUGACCGGCUCAGCUCCAGCUCCCUGUCCUCGAGGCCGGUCCGCCAUGGCAGCCACUCGGAGGACGUGCUGUCGCGGUACUCCACGUCCAGGGAGCGCUCCACCGAGCCACGGGCGUCCUCGUCUUCGCUGUCGGACAGCACGUCGGCGGCGGCCCGGUCCAGGGAGGGUUCUGUGAGCAAGACGCGACUCGGACUGGACACCUCCUCGUCGACCUCCACGUCGGCAGCCUCGUCCCGCCUGGAGGCCCGGGGUUCGGCGUACGUGGGGUCCUCCAGCACCAGCAAGCUUGGCCGUCCUCCGCUGCACUCUAGCCUGUCGACGGCGACCUCCGACGAUGUGGCUGCACCGCGGAGCACCACCUCUACGUCGACGUACACGCGCAGCAGGACCACUCCGGCCACCACAACCUCCACGAUGACGACCUCCACCGGGAAGCCCUUCCACAGCCGGUUCCUCAAGCCCAAGCCCGCCCCUGGCUCGGAGGACAAGCCGGCCGCCUCCUCGGCCUCGACCGGGGAGAAGACGUGCUCGUCGAGUGACAAGGAGCUCUGCCGCAACGAAGACGACCGCAACAACAACAACAGCAUCCUGAACAACAACAACCACAACAUGAACAACGGCGCGGGCGACGACGAGGAGGACGACAACGGCAACGAGGACCACCACCGCCGGCCCUCCGUGGCGCUGCUGCGUCAGAGGUUCGACGUGGCCGCCCCCGGCCCCGCCCCCAACGGCGGCGGCCCGGUCCCAGGCCCCGGCGGCGGCGCCGCCCCCGGGCUGCAGGACAAGGAGGGCCUCCAGGCGGCCGGGACGUCCUCGGCACCGCUGGCCGGUGGGCACGAGGACACCGCCGCCGGCCAGCACCGCCACCAGCGGCUCAGCGCGUCCCCGGGCCCCGGCGCUGGGGGCGCCUCGGGUCAAGCGUCGACCGUGCCCUCGGCGUCAGCGCCGCAGUCUGACUCGGUAAGUGUCUGCUGAGCGAUCAGGGGAGUGUGCUUGAGCCCUGUCCCACGGAGGGGGCCGGAGGGGACCCACCCACCCAUAUGAAAGAGUGUGUGAGUGAGUGAGCGAGUUUGUGUGUGUGUCUGUAAGUGUGAAAGAGAGAACGAGAGCGUCAAGGCGCGUGCGUGCGUGUGUGUUACUGCAGUAAAGUCACAGUCCCGGAUAGAUUUUCAGUACACAACGUCCUCACCCGAUACCGACAGCGCGAUUUUCUCGAGGGGGGCUUAACGACACGUUC